Molecule: messenger RNA, 2334 nt
Organism: Aspergillus japonicus CBS 114.51
Lineage: Eukaryota; Fungi; Ascomycota; Eurotiomycetes; Eurotiales; Aspergillaceae
Product: putative tetracycline-efflux transporter
Exons: 2
Coding region: 289-1992 (567 amino acids)
Biological process (GO): transmembrane transport
Cellular component (GO): membrane
Molecular function (GO): transmembrane transporter activity
Source: RefSeq, a predicted model, not a curated record
UCCUGAAACCAAUAAACCAGCUGGCUGGCGCCAAUGCAUGCCAUUGUCCCGUCAAUCACGUCACUACUUGGUAACGAGUCGACUCCUCAUUUGAAGACUUGAAUCUUUAUCUAUCUAUCUCUGGCUCAAUCCUGACCACGUCUGUUGAUCUUGAGCUUGAUUGAUAAGCAACUUCAACCGCUCUUCUCCCCCCCUUCCCCAGGAAUUACAGGCAGCAACUUUCAACUAUAUACACUCUAUAUGACUGCUCUCGUGCGACUAUCAUCCUCAUAAAUCGCCCGACUAAACAUGACGGGCAUUGCACCGCAAACCAGGGGAGAUACCCCUCCCGCAGACGUCGACUACCACUCGAGUCUGCGUGCUCGGUCGAAUGCAGCCUCGGCUCAUUCCGAGCACCACGAACAGACGCCCCUACUAGGCGACAACAGACCAUCGCGCGACUCCGACGAGACGAGCCUCUCACCCUCGGGCCAUGACUACGACAAUGAGGACGAAAGCCCCCGACACAACUGGUGGAAGGCGAGCCAGGUCUUCUGGCUCUUCCCGUUUCUGAUCCUCUACAUGCUGGGAUUCGGGGGCACGGCAGUCCCCAAGAUCAACCUGAUGGUGACGCUGGUGUGCAAGGACUACAUGGCGAAGAAGGCCAGCCAGAACCCCGGGUUCACGUACCUGCCGGUGAUCAUCGGGAGUGACAACGCGCAGUGCCAGAUCCCGGAGGUGCAGUCGCAGGUGGCGCGGUUCCAGCUGUACUACAACCUGGUGGCGGGGGUCCUGUCGGCGCUGGUGUGCCCGCGGCUGGGCCACCUGUCGGACCGGCACGGGCGGACGCGGGUGAUCGCGCUGAGCACGCUGGCGACGGUGGUCGGGGAGGCGAUCACGCUGUUCGUGGCAGCGCAGCCGGACCUGGUCUCGGUGAACGUGCUCCUGGUCGCGGCGUUCGUGGACGGGCUGGGCGGCUCGUUCACGACCAUCAUGGCGCUGACGGCCUCGUACGCCUCCGACUGCACGGCGCCCGCCCACCGCAGCGUCGCCUUCGGCUACCUGUACGGCGCGCUGUUCUCGGGGCUGGCCGCGGGCCCGCUGCUGGCCGCCAUCCUGAUCAAGCGCACCGGCCAGGUGCUGGACGUCUUCACGGCGUCGCUCGUCCUGCACAUCCUCUUCCUGGUGACCAUCCUGCUCGUCGUCCCGGAAUCCCUCUCCGCGCGCCGCCAGGCCGGCUUCCGGGACCGCCACCGCAAGCACCUGCACGACCAGCCCCCGACCUCCCUCUGGGACACCCUGAACCCCAAACACCUCCUCACCCCGCUGGCCGUGCUCCUCCCACCCGUCGGGCGACCGAGCCCCCUCUUCCCCAACGCGGGGGGCGCGACCCCGGCCCUCCGCCGCAACAUCAUCCUCCUGACCACGCUGGACACCCUCGCCUUCGGCGUCGCCCUCGGCUCGGCACAGGUCAUCAUCAUGUACGCGGAGUACAAGUUCGGAUGGGGCAACGUAGAGUCGAGCCUCUUCAUCUCGAGCAUCAGCAUCAUCCGCGUCCUGAACCUCUUCGUGAUCUACCCAAUCAUCACGGCCAUCUUCCAACCCGCCCUAACCCAAACCCCGGCCCCUCAACACCACAUCCCAGGCUCCACCCCCUACGAAAUCACCCUCAUCCGCAUCUCGAUCCUCCUCGACACGCUGGGGAACAUCGGCUACGCCAUCGCCUUCAACGGCGCCCUCAUGACCUUUUCCGGCGUGAUCCUCGCCCUCGGCGGCAUGGGCGUCCCCACGCUGCAGUCCGCGCUGACCAAGCACGUGCCCCGCGAGGGGCUGGGGCAGAUCCUCGGCGCGAAAGGGUUGCUGCACGCGCUGGCGCGCAUCUUUGCGCCCUCGGUGUGCUCGCUGAUCUACAGCGUCACCGUCGGGCGGUUCACGCCGGCGAUCUUUGUGGUGCUGGCCGCUGUGUUUGGGGCGGCCGCCGCCGCGAGUUGGUGGAUUCGGCCGUUUGGUUAGUCUUCCCCUUUCCUUUCCCUGUUUUGCGCAAUGUGUGUGUGUGUGUGUGUGUGUGUGUGUGUGUGUGAGAGGUGGUUCUGUGAGAGGUAUGCUAACGAUUGGGAUGGGUAGUCGGUCUGGAUGAUGCGGCGCUGCGGUCCUCGGCGCUCCUGUUCAAUGAAGAAGGGAACACCUGCAGCCGGGCGGAGUCGGAGGGAUCGGAAUCGGAAUCGGAAGAGAGUGAAGCAGCGGAGGUGGUGCGGUUGGCGGAUGAGCCGGUUUUGCCGUGACCGUGACCGUGACCGUGACUGUGACUGUGACCGUGACCCCGAAUUCCUAUGUAGCUCAGGUAAGCUAUACUAC